Molecule: messenger RNA, 1877 nt
Organism: Sinocyclocheilus anshuiensis
Lineage: Eukaryota; Metazoa; Chordata; Actinopteri; Cypriniformes; Cyprinidae
Product: equilibrative nucleoside transporter 1-like
Exons: 12
Coding region: 167-1381 (404 amino acids)
Biological process (GO): uridine transmembrane transport
Cellular component (GO): plasma membrane
Molecular function (GO): nucleoside transmembrane transporter activity
Source: RefSeq, a predicted model, not a curated record
AGCCCUGGCUAUCAUCAUCAUCAUCAUCAGUGUGUGGAUGGGAGAGUCCCUCCUCAGUCCUCACAGCUGGCGUCUUGUGUUAAGCCCCCUCAGAGUCUUCUACUCUCCGCACGUGAAGAUUUGAUGCCAGAUUCUGAAUCAGUGACAGAUCCGUCAGACAGACACAAUGACAGCCGCCAACGCUCCACGAGACAGGUAUAAUGCUGUAUGGAUCAUAUUCUUCAUUCUGGGCCUGGGAACUCUGCUACCAUGGAAUUUCUUCAUGACUGCUACCAUGGUAACAAUUGUCUCGUUGAAACCACCGUUAAUGACAAACUUCAAUGGCACAUUGAUUCCUCAGAAGCUGAGGAUCUCAGGCAGUCUGUCUGUCAUUUUAGUGGUGUUUCUCAUCACAGCCGUGCUGGUGAAGGUGGAGAUGGAGCCCCUGCCGUUCUUUGCGUUUACCAUGAUCAAAAUAAUCUGCAUCAACUCGUUCGGGGCGAUUCUGCAAGGGAGUCUGUUUGGUUUGGCUGGGAUGCUCCCAGCGUCCUACACCACGCCCAUCAUGAGCGGACAAGGCCUGGCAGGGACGUUUGCAGCCUUCUCCAUGAUCUGUGCGCUCGCCUCGGGCUCAGCGUUACAGGACAGUGCGUUCGGUUACUUCAUCACUGCCUGUGUGGUUAUUCUCCUGGCCAUCGUUUCUUACUUCGCUCUGCCUAAAAUGGAGUUUUUCCAGUAUUAUUCUGAGAGCAAUGGCUCCCGAUCCAGCUCUGAUGAGGAAAACAAGAUGGAUUUGCUGAAGCCAGAAGGUCAUGCAGAGAAGAGGCCGGUCCUGAGCCUGACUGAUGAAGAGAGCAGACCCGCCGUGUCAGUGUUUGGCAUCUUCAAACAGAUCUGGGUGAUGGCUCUUUCCGUGUGCUUUGUUUUCACCAUCACCAUUGGCGUCUUCCCAGCUGUCACUGUUGAUGUCAAGACCACUGUUGUUGAAGAGGGGAACGGUUGGAAUACUUAUUUCAUCCCGGUGUCCUGCUUCCUCCUGUUCAACUUAAUGGACUGGGCCGGCAGGAGCCUGACUGCUGUUUGUAUGUGGCCCGGUAAAGACAGCAUCUGGCUGCCCAUCCUGGUCAUCGCACGCUUGGUGUUCGUUCCUCUCUUUGUGCUCUGUAACGUUCAGCCCAGACACUACCUGCCCGUGGUGUUCUCUCACGACGCCUGGUACAUCGUUUUCAUGAUCCUCUUCUCCUUCAGCAACGGAUACCUGGCCAGCCUCUGCAUGUGCUUCGGACCAAAGAAAGUGUCCCAACAUGAAGCGGAGACCGCAGGGGCCAUCAUGGCCUUCUUCCUCUCUCUUGGCUUGGCUGUGGGAGCCGCGUUAUCCUUCGCUUUCCGGGCCAUGAUCUAGAACCGUGGCCUAGUUCUCCGUAUGAUGAAGAAGAGGAACUUUAACCCCAGAUAUACACAGAGCCAGAGAGAAUGUUUUCAUACUGCACAUGUAUCCGCUUGCCUGUUUGUCCCUCUUGUGUUUUCUUGAAGAAGUGGAACUGGAAUAGACAGUAUUCACACAGGGAUUCAAAGAGGGACCAUCUUCAUCAACAUCAUGAUGUUAUGAGCAUCAUCAUCAGGUAAAAAAAAGAGCCAAAUCUAUCUGCAUUUUUUUUGUAUACUUUUUGUAAAAUGUGCCAAUUCAGUAUUUAGCAAUAAUGUAUAGUUCAAGUUAACCCCUUUCUGUUUUAGUUACUUUUAAUGUUUUUGUAGAUAUUAACAGUUUUAAUGGUCCUGUUUUAGCUUCGUUUAGUAAUGGCAGAGACAUGCAGCUAUUAGGGCAGUAGGUCACUGCAAAAAUUAUUUUCGUCUUUUUUUUUUUCCCUUUGCAAAUGUCUAAAAAUUCAAAAUGACUU